AUGGGAUGUGCGUCCUCCAUGGGUCAUAAAGCAGUUCACAUUUCCUUGCCUCUUUCUGAGACUCAGAAAUCGCUGGUGAGAGAAACGUGGGAAACGGUCGAUCAGCAUAAAAACAACGUCGGAAAGAAGAUGUUUCUAAGGUAACCUGCGUUUAAAUUUUGAGUUGGAUUUAAUCUCGAGACUUAUCGCGAGCAUGUUUUAUCUCAGUGCAGUUCGUAUAGAUCUGCAUUGUGUAUUUGUGUCCCUGUGCUAUGAGACGAUUUCGCUGUAAAUAAAGUUCAGUUUUAUUUUUCCCAAAAAAACCUUACAUCCUACACCGAUUUUCUCCGUUUGUCGUUUCCUAAAAAAUCUAUAGGUUGCUCAUGUCGUUCUUUUUUUUUUUACAGUACCACAGAGCAUUGUAAAAACAAUGAACACUGAUGUUAAGUGCAUGCAAAGCCGUUGUGUUGUAUUAAUUUAAUGCCUUUGCCCAUAGUCCUUCUGUUGCUAGUCGUCGCUGGCUUGGAAUCUACAUUAAGUCAGUCUUUAAAACACGAAUGCAUAAUUUGCUUUUCCCUUCCUAUAGCUUAUCUAGAAAUGCAAAGCGUUAGCGAUGCUUCUUGCUUAUUCUAUAAUAAAUGACGACAAUGGUGUAUUUUCGAUGCGCAAAAUUAACACAAUCAGACGUUCUACUUUAUCUAGAGGGAGACCGUCUUGUAGUCAAUGUAGACUUGUAAUAAAUAGGACGUCGAAAAAUUUCCUGUUGAUUUUUUUCCACCCUUAAGUGUUGGAAGAACCGUGGCCUAUAAAGCUAUCCUUGCCACCUGAAAUCAAUUGUACCUGUUACAAGAAAUCGGCUAUAUGUGUGCACUUAAAUUCCAGAUUCCUUUGUAAUUUACGGGUUUUUUAAGUAGUGCAGAUUAUCAUUUUUUUCGUCGAUUUUAUCUUCUAAUUCCCGGCCAGUGUUACUUUUUUUAAAUGUUUUUACUCGAAUUUCAGGUUUUAUUUGAACAGUAAACAGGCAAAUAGGGAAAAUUCGAGAGAACAGGAUCGUAAAAGCACUGAUACCAGGUGUCAAAAACUUGCUCAACGGUUUAGCAUUCAUUGAUAUCAAGCUUUCACGUUAAGCCUAUGACGAGUUAUAUAUAUUAUGUAGAAAACCGGGUCUGAUUUUGCCGGAACCAGCCGUGGAAACAUAUUAAACGGAACAUUUUGCGUUUUGACACAUUUCAAGAACGACGGCAACAAAUAAAGAUGGCCAAGCUUUGAAACGUUUUUACGUAGCAGACGGUGUAGUUUUAGGUAGAGAUUUUACACAAGUUUCUCAUCGUGAGAUAUUGAAAGAUAUUUUGUACCGCGUUCAAGUACCGCCACGAAAUCAGCUCAGUUAACGAAACACGACUUGGGAUGAAAUUUUGAAAGCUUUGGCUUCCGUCCACAAAGUCAAAAGUAGAUAUGAUCAUGCAUGUAUUUUUAAAAUGUCUCCACUCUGUGACUUGCUCUGGAAAUUGAAGGUGGUGACACAACACUUAAUUGAAUGAAAGAAACGAAAAUAGUGACUAAAACUGAGUAUUUUUGGCGGCAUAUUUCGAGAACGACAGAAAGCAAAUUAAUGUUUCUAAACAAACGUUGGUACGUAACGAGUCGAGAGGGUACAUGAAGAAAGCAAUAAAAUAUACGGAACGUUUAACCAGCCAAAAGUAAUUUAGGAACAUCCAGGAGUUUUCUAACCGGUAGCUUAAAUGUUUUUCCUUUACUAAUAUCCUUAGCUGGUGCUAAGAAAGUCCAUAUUGAAAUUAAAAAGUCGCCUAAAUUGUCUUUUAAAAUAUCAAAAUUAAUUAAAUAUACAAAACAACAACUAAAGGCUUUUGUUGGCUUUCAUUUUAAAUUGUCAUACUUCAAAUGGACUACGCUUUUAAGAUUUAUAUUUAUCUUCUAUAGUUUAUUCUUAUAAUUUUUGAAGAAGAGUGCAAAAAAGCGUUGGAAGCGAAUAUUUUUACUAAGAUUGCUUGAGAUCCCUCUGAGCCUUUUUUCAACAGAAAGAUAUAAAUUUAAUUUCAAAAUUCUACUUUUAAUUAACUAAUAGGCAACGAAAAAAAGCACCUUGCCUUCGUCAAUAGGUUUAAGGGAAACGUAAUAAAAUACGCCAAAGUGAAAAAUAUUACCUCCUGUCAAGUUGUGGUAAUGCUUUCGGGAGAGUUUACGCUUUUAUUUCGUAAUUCAAUUUUCUUCACAUUAACAUAACAUAGAUAGACCAGUACAACAUCUAUUUUCAAAAACUCGAAUUUGUGGAUCAUCGAUCCAAUUAACUACUACAGCCUCUCUCAGCAGUCUUUGUCAUUUUCAUGAAUACAACACUUUUAACUUAAGAGGGGAAUAAUAAGCCUCCCAGGUAAAAGCCACUGUCAUCACCUGUUGUUAAUCUUUUGAUUUGAUGUCAUUUGCAUUUAAAACUUUGCUAGAAUGGAUGAGCUGUGUUAUGAGUAGGGAGUUUAAGAUACCACUACGAGGACGGCCACGAAAACGUCGCUUAAAAAGUGGAUUUGCGUUCUUUCAAUCUUUAUCACGAUUACUCCAUUUCAUUUACUUUGUCAAAUGUAAGCGAACUCUUUUUGAGCCGCUAAUUCCUAAGAAUCAUAUUCAAGUUCAGAAAGAGAAAGAAAAUUUAGCCGUCGCUUGUUUACGUGGUCCAUAAAACGUGAAAUUAGGUUUUUGUCCCGUCGUAGUCGUGCAGUAACGACAAAGAAAUGUACAAAAAGCGAGAUGCACGUGCAGAGUUGUUGUUUUGCCUAUUUAACCAAUUGCCUUUUUGACGUCCUCGUUGUCGUCGCCGUCGUGGCAUCUUAAAGUCCCGAGUAGCGUUUAUUCUGAGCAAGACAAUGGUCCAAUGUAGGUGGCCUUCUCUCCUCUAAAUAAAUUUUCCGUGGGGCAUAAAUAUGGAAACGUGAAAAUAAUUUAACGAAGCGACCUUGACGUCGAGUGACAGCUGUUGAUUCCACGACAAACCAUCCAAUCAGAAGCGUAGCUUCAAACAUUUCCCGCCUAAAAGACUCACUAUACAUGGCCGCUACCGCGGUAAACCACCUUCAUUUUGACUGUUUUCACUUGGUCAGUGUGUAUCACCUACCAUUAAAAACACCUUGCCACGAUAUGUAUAUUUACCAUUUACUAAAUCAGUUGAUAGCAAUUUGCGCGAGGUUUUGAAUGCAUAUGGAUCUCGUAAAUGGCAGUAUAUUUGGCCAUUCGCUCUUUUGAGCCAGGGGUCAAGAUGGCGUACCGUUUCGAGAGGACAGUUUCGGAAGACGACAUUUUAGCGACAACUGAAGCAGCUGUACCAACAAAUAUAAAAAAAGUGACAAAAUAUGGCUGGUAGAAUAUAAUUUAUUUUCUAGAUGUGCAAAAAAGGAAAAAAACCUAAACGUUCACCCGACAUAUCCAAGCCGGAAGCAAUGUCAAUUUCACGUAAACAAAAGCUGUCACUAAGCGACGUCUUUUAUUUUCAAAAAUUACAUUCUUAGUCUUAUCCAACUGAUUUGGUGAAAACUAAAACAACUACCUCUCUCAUUGUUGGUGCAUAGCACUCAAUAUAUAUCUUAGAACUUUUGCGCCUCGGUAUAUAACCACCCCCAUCCACCUCCCGCUAGAGGGACAGUUGAAAAGUACCGCGGAAGACCGCUUUUCCUGCACUCUUUGUAACAAUUAAUCUGUAUGUUCCGAACUUUUAGAUUCUUUGAGCUAAACCCUGAUUACCAAAAGCUGUUUCCAGAAUUCAAAGGAAUGGAGCCAUCAGAACUCGAGAAGACUACAGCGCUGUACGGUCAUGCGAAAAGAGUUAUGAAAGCUGUCGAAAAUGCAGUCACCUCAUUGGAUGACGCGUUCAGCUUUGCUGGUUACCUCGAAGAACUGGGAAGGAGACACAAGACUCGAGCAUUAAAACCAGCCCAUCUUGAUGUAAGAAACACUGAAUAGUAACUAUCUAAGUGGGCACCUUCCAAGAAUAGCGAAAGUGAAUGCUUCAUGUUUACCAUGAAUAAGCAUCAUUAAAUACUAAACUGAAUAUUUAAGUUUUCAGUGAGUAAAUAUUUGACUCUUAGAAAACGAGAUUGAGUAGUCUAAUCUUUUCACAUUUCAAGUUGUGUACGAAAAUACAGUAAAACCUCGAAAAUUCGAACUCGGAUAACUGCCCGCCGGAAUCCCCCGCUAACUCGAACUAAAUUUCCUUUCCAUUGAUCAAAAUUUCACUGAACUUUUUUUUCGUUUUCCUUCAGAGUUCGAGAUACCGGGUUCUACUGUAUACAAAGAACAAGUCUUCGUUUACACAAUUUAAAUUUACAAACUUCUUUUACUGGUCAAAAAAAAAACAACCAAGUUUUUACAAAUAAUUGUGUCUAAUAUAAAGUACCUAACUUCCUACUUACAUUUCUGGACAUAGUGCUUGAAUGGUAACAGCAUAUGAUUUCAUACAACGUGAGGGAAAAAAAAGCCAGGGACGAGAUUGGAUUUCAUCCACAGAUUCAUAAGUUAAAACGGCAAAUCACUUCACCUUAUUUCGAUCAAGGAGUAAAAAUUUUCAGUCUUUCCUUUACUUUCUUUCACAGGCGAUGCAAGAAUCACUAAUGUUUACUUUGAAGGAACUACUGAAUCACCAGUGGACACACGAAACAGAGGAAGCGUGGAACAAGCUUUUCCGUUUUAUUUUAUCGACGAUGUUAAAAGGCCUUCAAUCAACGUGA
Molecule: messenger RNA, 4712 nt
Organism: Porites evermanni
Lineage: Eukaryota; Metazoa; Cnidaria; Anthozoa; Scleractinia; Poritidae
Source: the annotation of a GenBank genome assembly